AUUUUACUUUAUCUGUGGGCGCCUCCAUUGGAGAAAAUGGCGGUUGUUGUAUAGUAAAAAUAUUUAAUCAAAUGAUCAUGUUUCUUUGACCACAUUUCAAUAGCAUCGCUAUUUAGAAUACCAUAAAGUAUUUAUUUAUCAUUUCUAGGCAAAACCAGUUUCUCUGAUUCGCUAAAAGUUGCUUGUGAUGGAGUUAUAGUUCAACGCCAUAACGCGGUUUUCGGCGGCGUUUUGUUAGUGAAAAAUAUUGUUAAGUGAACAAAUGUGUAGUUACUCGUGUACGUGUAGUAAACAUGCCUUGAUUAUAUUUAGAGACCCAGGUGUGAAUGUUCUUUAAUAACACUAAGAACCCCAGUGAUUUGUCAGUAAAAGUAAUGAACUUAGUUUACAAUGGGUGAAACGGAAGAAUUUAAUACGCUAACCUUUGAAAAGAAGCUUUUGCAGUUGAAAGACACUCAGGAGAGCAUCCAAGGGUUGUCAUCAUGGUGCUUGAAGCAAAGAGCGCACCACAAGAAAAUAGUGGCAAGCUGGUUGAAUGUGCUGAAGCGAGUAAAGGUAGAACAGAGACUCACGCUGUUCUAUCUGGCGAACGAUGUGAUCCAGUACAGCAAACGGAAAAACUACGAGUUCGUGGAAAGCUGGGGCCUCAAUUUGCAGAAAGCUACUCCGCUUGUGAGAGAAGAGAAAGUUCGGCAAAAGAUUCUGCGGAUAUUUAAAAUCUGGGAGCAGAGAUCUGUGUAUGACGAUGAGUUCCUCUCGGACCUGACAGGGCUGUUGAGUGCCGGCGCUGUUAAAAAGACUGAUGAUGAGGCUUUGGAUUUUCAACCUCAACAACUAGUAAAUAAAAUAAAGCAAUGUGCAGUAUUGGAGGCAGAUACAGACCUGAGGUUGAAAUAUAUCCAUGAGAGUCAUCUGCAGCUGUCCGAUGCUGAUGCUUUAUGUGCUAGUCUUAAGGAAUCUAUAUCAGAAGAUAAAAGUAAUAAAGAGGAUGUGGAAAAGGAGCUAAACGAGGGAGUGGGAUGUGUGGAGAGGUACACCCAGGCGCUGCAAAGAGAGAUAGUUGCUCGGGAAGCCUUGUUAGUGCUCCUCUCGUCCGCUAACCAGUACUAUUCUACUCAGAGAGGUGAAGUCAAAGUGGUUGCUUAUGCUUACAAGAACUUCGGAGCCCGCGUGCGAGCCCUAAAGCGGAAGCUGGACGAGCUAAUACCAACCUUACCCAGCGCCGCCCCUUCACCCCCGCAGAGAGACGAAGACGUCCCCUCACCCGGGCCCGAUGAGGACCUGGACCUGCCCAACGCGGAGGAUAAUGAUGUGUCCUACAACAUCGACAAGACAUUCAACACGUCGCUGUCAGCGGACGGCUCACUGUACAACAUGGGUCUGUCUUCGUUCCUCAACUCUGACAACGCGCUCGCGUUGUUCAACGAGAGUCCUCCUAGCGCGCCCAAUGUCAAUAAUGCCAAUAAAAUCGAAGUGAUAAAUUCGCGACCGAGCGAGAAUCAAGACUUCAAUAUCAACGAUUUCCUGAAAACGUUGGUGCCUAGUGAGAAUGUCGCUAAUUCAGAUAACAAUUCAGUAGCGAGUGGCACGAUGUCUCAAAAGUCUCAGGACGCGUUGCCGGGCUUAGAUCUGCUGUCGGACGGCGGCCACCCGCCACCACCUACCUCCUUCUAUGGCAGCAUAUCUAACAAUAUUGUUUCAGAAGAGCCUGAACCUUACCGGCCCGAGGCGCCGAAAUGGAAUAACAGCUCAUGGAGCAUGGUUCCGGCGCCUGUGCCCGUGCCCGUGCCCGUGCCCGUGCCGGUGCCCGUGCCCGCCCCGCUGCCCGUGCCCGUGCCGCUCCCGCUGCCGGCGCCGGGGCAGGGCGCGCUGCCCGCGCCGCCGCCGCCGCCGCGCGCCUUCGCCGAGGCGCCCGAGUCCCCGCCGCACAAGCCCGUGCUCAUACCCGAGAACCCUGUCUACCCUAGGCCGGCGCCGGUGCCCGCGCCGCCGUGCGUGCUGGUGGACCUGUGCGAGUCGCCGCCGCACGAGCCCGUCAUUAUACCGGAGAACCCCGUCUAUCCGAGGAAUAUUCCCCAAGUGAAAGACAUUCCCCCCGCGGACGUGGACCACCGAGGCAUCCUCCCCCCGCCACCGCCGCCGCCGGCUCUACCUAUUAUGGGCCACAUGGAAGACGUGGACCACCGACUCCUGCCCCUACCGCCGCCCCCCAUGCCCGUCACCACCGCGCCCUCCCGACACCCGGUACAACAAGACGUAGACCACAGGAACCUGAUCUCGCUCACGCACCAGGCGCCGCGCGCGGCGGCUCCGCGCCAGGUGGCGCCACCUAUCAACUUGGAUCAAGACUACAGAGUGCCGCCGAUGGUUCCACCUACCGACAUCGUGGAAAGCGUCGAUAUGGACUUGUCCGAGGAUGAGGACCAGCAGGGCAUGUUCCCCAGCCAGCCUGCGAACGACCGCCGCAACAGCUUCAACAACAACAAAGUACUCGUCGGCGGCGACAACGGCAAGCAACACAACCUGGUCCGCAUCAACAGCUCCGUCAGCGACCGCGGCCACAGGGACCCCAGCCCCCAGGGACCCCACCCCCCCCACCCCCCUCACUCCGCGCCCGCGCGCCCCAUGCAGAACCCCUUCGACAACAUGCCCCCGGACCUCAAAUACAACAUGCCCUUCCAAAAGUACCCGCAGGACUACGACGACAGAAACGCGGACUACGACAACAUAAACACAGAUUAUGACGACAGAAAUGCGGAGGGGGGCGACGCGUACGACGAGGACCUCCGAAGCCGGGGCCUCGAGAACCCCAACAUGAGGAACCCCUCCCCGCCCCACGAGGACUUCAGGGAGGAGUGGAACGCGCCCAGGUUCCCCAACAACAGGUACCCCAGGAACUGGACCCCUCGAGAGAUGAGGCCCAGGUUCAGUCCGCAGCAGUUCCGCGCGAGGCCGCCGGGCCGGUGGCCGGCUCCGAGGCCGCCGAGGUUCUGGUGAUGCGCCGCACCAAGUGGUAGACGUUCCUUCAACUUUGGCGUGAAAUUUAGCCGCGUUUUUGACGGUUGCGAGUAAUACACUUGUGAGAUGUAGUAUUGAGCGAAAUGACCUUGAAUCAGUGAAAACCGGUAUUAUUGUUGUGUAUCUAAAAUUACAAUGCGGUGGUUGUCAAAAAAAGAAUUCGCCUUGCGCUGAAUGUGGUUUUUUUAAUUUAUUAGGCUCCUAUGUUAUAUUUUAAUAGGUAUCUCUCUCGAAAGUCUAUAAAAAAAUCUAAAGUUUUAAGAAUUUGAUGCAAUCUUGUAUGAAAAUUAUAAUUUUAUGAAUUUUUUGAAUAAUUUAUUUCAUCAUUGAGUUAUGAGAAAUUUGUUAGAGUGAGGCCACACUGGUGCGUUGCGUUGCAUCGCAACAUAUAAACGUAUUAUCUAUCUAUCUAUCGCGUUAUUUCGUCGCAAGCGUUGACGCUGCGACGUUUUACAUAUAUUAAUGCGUUGUGACGAUGCAACGUAAACGCAACGCAACGCACCAGUGUGGCCUCACUCUUACUUACGUUCGAUCUAUCUAAUUUUGUCUAGCAUAAUACAGAAUAUAUCGAUAAAUUUCAACAGACAUGAAACAUCAAAUCGGUUACUCUACGAAAUUCCAAAUCUGUUAGUAUAUAAUUGGUAUUGUAGUCAUGACGCAAAUAAUCGACUUGGUUCUGUUUUUGGAGGUUUUUCAAUUUAAUAAUUGAUAAAAGUUCAAAAAUAACUGGAGCAAGUUGCAUUUUGUAAAUUUCUACAACAAUUGUUUGGCUCUUAAUUUUAUUAUUAUUUACGUUAUGUAUAUCGAUUUUUUGUUUGAAUUGACGACACUAUGAACUCUGCGGUUACAAUAUUAACAAUUCCAGUGGGCCGUUUAACAAACGCCUGCAACCUGUGAUACAACUGAAGUUUCUUUCUAACAAAUAUGCUCGUUAGAUAAUACUUUUUCUGGUGUGACAAUAAAACGGCUCAUAGGAAAAACAAUAACGUGUACAGAUCUCAUGGGGUAGUAUCGGACCAAGCUAACUCUGCAUAGACUGCGA
Cydia strobilella is the source of this 4060-nucleotide messenger RNA. Its product is annotated as regulation of nuclear pre-mRNA domain-containing protein 2. NCBI's taxonomy places the organism in Eukaryota, Metazoa, Arthropoda, Insecta, Lepidoptera, Tortricidae. The record is from RefSeq and is a predicted model, not a curated record. Gene Ontology annotation, biological process: mRNA 3'-end processing. Bases 391 to 2997 code for a protein of 868 amino acids. The transcript is spliced from 16 exons. Gene Ontology annotation, molecular function: RNA polymerase II complex binding.